AUGGCUUUCUUCACAACUGCUGCCGGUAAACCACUUAGAAAAAUUAGCGAAAAAGACCUUGAAGCAUCGAAAAAGCUGUUUUUCACACAAAGCCAAUUUGGUGAUGACGAGACGCAAAAAAACGUAGAAGACGUUGAUGAGCAGAAAGAGACUUUAAAUGAGAAUGAAGGGAAGGAUCACUUUGCCGAGCUGUCUGAGAUCUCAAAAGGACAUGAAGAGAGUAAAAUUGAAAUAGAAAUGAACCACAAUGGCGAAGGGAUCGACCACACGACGUUCCCUCAAACUCAAAUGUCACAAGACACACUCACAACAAUUAUACAGGAGAUGAACGACAGCGAAAACAUGAAGGAAACAAAAACCGUGCUAAAACCAAGUAAACGACAAUCCCUUUUGCACCAACAACCUCUGAAAUACCCAACACCACUGAAGAGAAAACCACUAACUCCAAGUCACGAUGGCAAGAAGAAGAACGGCGUGAGGCUGUCCAUCACUAAAACACUCUCAACGGGACAAAAGCCAGUGCCAACAAGUCCUUUGGACCAAGUCAGUUUUGUAUCAAAAACACUGGACGCAUUUGAUUUUUGUUAUGACGGAGAUGCCGUCUGUCCAUUACCCACAUUUGAUAAAGCCUUGGAAACGCCGAUUAUUAAUAACACGAAUUGUGGAAGGAAGAGUGAAGUAUUAAGUUUAGCGGAGUGGAGCAAAUUCAUACCGAAUGUGACAAAUAUGAAGUGGCUUGAGAACCAACUCAGACAUGUGAUAUGGAAACAUUUAGGGUACUAUUUUCAUAAUAGAACAAUACUUAACGAAGUCACCGUAAAAGAUGUCAUAGAAGAAGUUGAGAAACGAAGAGUUUUUGAAUUGCGACCAAAGAGAUCUUUUUAUCGACUGUUGUACAACAAAGAUGAGAACUAUGGUUUGUGCCAUGUCUGUGUGGUUGCUUCUAUUAUAAAAGGGAAGAACACGCGAGAGUUAAAUAGGCUCGUUGUGAGUGAUGGGUGGUAUACUAUUACUCUGAUAGUCGAUGGAGACCUUUCUCAACUCAUUUCGAUGAACAAAAUAUAUGUGGGACAAAAAUUGCGGGUGUGUGGGAUGGAGUGUGUUGGGAGCGAAAAUGCACGAGAGCCAUGGGAGGGAGAUACACUUGAGAUGAGAGUGUCUGUCAAUUGUGUACGCCGUGCGGAGAGAAUUGAGAAGUUGGGAAGGACAAAGUGUAUUGCUUUUUUGGUGACAGUCAACUCGAUUCGAGAAGGGAUUGUCCCUGCGAUUCGAGUGUGUGUGGAACGGAUAUACCCGACACGAUACAAAUUUUCUGACACGAAGUUAAUGAGUGAGAGUGAGUUUUCUAUUGAAGAAAAUAAGCGGAAGGUGUUACUUGAAAAAGAGUUUUCUGAGUAUCGCAAAGAAGUUGGCGACAACGUAGAAUUACUCGAAAGCUUUAAACAAGAGAAAAUGAAAGAGCUUGUUCCGAGUGGGUUGAAGGUGAUCCGCGUGUUAGACGGGAUGCAGCGGAAUGGGAAAGCGAAGCGAAUGAAUUUGAAUGUGUGGGUGAGUCGAGGGGAAGAAGUGGAAUUUAAAGAACGGAAGUGGGUUGACGUGUAUUGGCUCAAGGCAAAGAUAUUUGGUGGUGUAUGUUCAUUGGAAGCGUUGAGAACAACACAUUUCAACUUUUUGAAUGACAACAUUGAACUUCCCAAAGAGUAUGAAGAACGCACGAUCACUGAAAUAUUGGACAUCUCCUUAUCGACCACAACGUCUGUAGCUGAAGUUGAUGUUGUCUUUUGUGUCUUAAAAGUAGAAGACGAUUCCGUCUAUAUUACAGACGCUUCAAUGAAAACGUGUUUAGUCAAACGGAAUUUUAAAGGGAAUAAAAAGAUUGAGGAAUUCCGGGUCUUUUGUUGUCGAAAUUUGGGGAUUGCAAGUGUAUAUAAUAAUGAUGUUGUUCUUAAAGAAACAGAGAAGACUGAAUGGCUAAGUGAAGGGAAAAGAGAAGACGAAAAAGUGUCGAUCAAGAAAUUAAGGCAGAUGGUGGAGAGUUUCCAUCGACAGUUUGAGUCGAUGCAACGUGGGGUCAUGCGUAUAGUUAAUGACGAAAUAGAAGAGACAGUACCACGAGUAUUGGAGUUAUUAAAGAAGUUAAGUGACAAAGAAGAAGAGAUCAAACUUCUGAAAGACCAAUUAAAAAGUGUUGGAGCACCAAAUUGA
This is a messenger RNA of Entamoeba invadens IP1, 2205 nucleotides long. RefSeq lists its product as hypothetical. Lineage: Eukaryota; Evosea; Mastigamoebida; Endamoebidae. The transcript has a single exon. Gene Ontology annotation, biological process: double-strand break repair via homologous recombination; regulation of DNA-templated transcription. The coding region runs from base 1 to 2205 and encodes 734 amino acids. The record is from RefSeq and is a predicted model, not a curated record.